This is a messenger RNA of Colletotrichum navitas, 1183 nucleotides long. RefSeq names its product allergen. NCBI's taxonomy places the organism in Eukaryota, Fungi, Ascomycota, Sordariomycetes, Glomerellales, Glomerellaceae. The transcript is spliced from 4 exons. Bases 252 to 1175 code for a protein of 307 amino acids. The record is from RefSeq and is a predicted model, not a curated record.
GGCCUCAGUAGCGGCGGUACGGCUUGAUAUACAAUGCUGAAUGACGUUGAAUGGUUGCAAGUGACGCACCACCCGCUUGCUAAAUGUUGAAACAUUGAACACCGUUGAGUUAUAUAAACCUGGGGUGGUCCAUCUUCGUCAAUAGGCAACUCCUCUAUAUCACUCUCAAUUUACAGUAACAUAACAACCACAACUUUCAGCUAUAACCACAACAUAUACCCACAGCGAACACCCUAUCUAAACCAGAAACUAUGGACAAAGCAAAGCAAGCCGUUGAAGGAUUUGUGUCCAAGGACGGACAUCACAAGACAACCGUCCAUCAAGAUGCCAACAACGCCGUGACUGAAGAGCAUGUCCGCCCUCACCGCCACGAGGAGGUCACCACUGCUGUUGACAAGGAGGUUCACCAAGACCAUCACCACACCAAAAUCCAACCUAUCCAGGACAAACAAGUUCUCCCUGAGAAGCACCACCACAACGUCGCUCCUAUUGCACACAAGUCAUUCGACCACGGAGACAGCAAGGAGACUAAGCACACUCUUGACCGCGAGCACGCCAAGUUCAAGGACACUUCAGUCACUCACGACACUACCCAUACUUCCAGCGCAGCACCCGUGGUGACUGGAGAACGCGUUCACCACCACGUUCACGAGCAUAUCCAGCCCGUCAUCCAAAAGGAAGUCGUUCAGCCUCACGUUGUACACACGACUGUGCCGAUCCACGAGACACAUCACGCCAAGCCCGUCCACCACGAAGCCACUACUCUCCCGACCAAGACUCUCGAGGAGUUCAAUCGUGAGAAGGGCGGCCUUGAUGGACAUGGACACCACAAGGUCGGUGAGUUCGACGGGUGCCCCGACAAGAUGGACAAGGGCUUUGCGAAGUCCGAACACGCCGGUGUAGCCGGAACCCACGACCACAACCAUGGCCACAAGGGUUCGGACAGUCUUGCUGCAGCCCAGGCUGCCAACGCUCGCCACACUAAUGAUCCCGCCUACACCACCGGCACCGCUGCCAGCGGUGCUUCCUCCUUGAACGAAUCCGAUCCCCGUUUCGGUUCCACCACCACCAGCACCGAUCAGCACGACGCGACGGGCAAGAAGGUUUCCCUUGUUGACAAGUUGAACCCCUUCAAGGACGCCGAUGGUGACGGCAAGAAGGGCAUCAUGAGCUAGACGAUGGA